AUGCACGACAGCCAGAAUUCGUCUUCUCAAAUCCACGACCAUUACCGUCCGAGCGCGUCGUUGCCAUCUAAUUCUACUUCGCCCGCCGUUGCCGUUGCUGUCUCGCCGUCUUGGGCUAUACAUGCGUACACAUCCUCUAAUAAACCGCCCGCUUCCGUACCGACUAAUUCUGGGCCGACUAAUAAUCACUAUCGCGACCCGUCGAGAUCUGCGUCCUCAUCGUCCCCCUCGCUAAACGCCUAUCAUCAUCAGAGGUCCCCAGGACCCCGACUCCCUCGAAGUUCUUCACUCCUCCCUCCGCCCCAUAUCGAGCCUUCACCAAGAGCUGUGACUUUCGAGAGAUCCGAUCGCUUAUCUCCCACUACUCCUGGGCACGGAAUCCCCCACAACGCCGCCAACAGUUCGUGGCUUUUGAAUAGCCUGUCCUCACCUGCGUCGACUAAUUUCAGUCGUAUUUCGGCGCUACCUCCCCACGUUAAUCAUCCGCGACUUGGUGGCCGCCGCCCCAGUAUCGAUGCGACUACUCCCAUUGACAACUCUCCACCGCCUUCCAAACCAUCGCCCAGGAAACUUCAAAAACACCGACGCAACGUCUCCUCCGUCUCUACGUCGCGUACUCGAGAAGAACGAAGUCAAUUCCCCCAAUCGCUACCGCUGAUCGUCGCAUUAUCACCCUUGGAGCCACCCCCAGGCCUGGACGAUUUCCUCAACGUUAAAUCCAAAGGGGCUGGCCCUGGCUCUGGUUCGAGUGAGCCUGGGCGAUCGACCGUCGCUCGCCAGGAGGGACAGUCCCUGAAGCGUUCCAAGACUCCAGACUCGCAAGUACAGUCCGUAACAUCGACCCCAGCAAGUGCGCGCUCAAUGGGUACAUACAGACCCAAUAUGCCCUACGACCAGGACCAAGAGGCAUAUCCGCCUCAGAGAGGCCAUUCCAGAAAUCCCUCUGGCAAGGGGAGUUCCGACAAAGGGCGUGGGCCCAAGCCGCCAUCUCAAAAAGCCAUGCUUCAUCGUGCGUUGCAAAAGGCAAAUACAGCAGUACAGUUGGAUAAUGCGCAGAACUUUAAAGGGGCACGGGAAGCUUAUGCAGAAGCCUGUGAUCUUCUGCAGCAAGUGUUGCAGAAGACGACGGCCGAUGAGGACAAACGCAAGCUUGAGGCAAUUCGAGGCACUUAUACUAGUCGAAUUGACGAGCUGGACCAAAUGGCUCCUUGGCAGGAAGAGGAAACCAAGGCUCUGCCAGCCCGACCCGAAAGUCUAGCCCAGCGCUCGGAGACUGAAUCCAUGUUACAAUUAGACGACGAUGAUGACCUUGACGAAACCACCGUCUUCGAUACUGCGACCGCGACUACCACAAGAAUAAACAACCGAAGCCCACAGCCCCAGAUAAUGAGCCCCCCACCACAAGACGAAAAUACUGGCUUCAAGAGACGAAGCUUACAGAACAAACCCAACCCAAUUGUCACGACUCUAACUCCCGAGCCAGGGCUUCUUCAGUCGUCUUUCUCACGGUCUCCUGUGCGCCUUCGAACUCCUGACCAUCUACUCCCACAGCGAUCUGCAGGGGAGCAAUAUAUGCCGGCCCCUUUAUCCCCAAGACGUGCUCCAUCACCAUUCAAACCUGAAGCGGAUGAUGUGAACGAACCUGUACGAUCUGAUUUUUCGAUGCGCCAUGACCAAAUGGCCGACUCGAUGCCUGAACAUAAUGUGUCGCAAACCCAUUUCCGUGAAGACAGCAUGAACUCUUGGCUGGAUCCCAUUGACGAAUCAGGGGGCUCAACCACAUCGUCUGUCCACUCGCGGACAUCGUCACUUGGUUUCAGAAGAAAGCAUAUUCGUAACGUGAGCGGUGAAACUGAGGCAGAAUUCGAUACCGCGAUGGACGAAGCUAUCGAAGCAGCAUACGAGCCAAUGAGCCCAAUGGAAAACGGACAAAUGAUGUCAAUGAACAUGGGUGAAGAUGUGGUAGCUAAUACCAUGCGUAAAGUUGAACUUGCUCGUCAAAAAGUGAGGGAAACAGAGCAAGAGCUUUAUGACAUGGAGAGGGAUUCACGGGCUCAUCAGCAUUACCAGUCUUCUUAUACAGAGUACGAGGAGACCAACGACUUUUACAACGACAACUCCUCUGAUGAAGAAGAGAGGAUUCUUGACGAGAUUGCUCGCGACUAUGGCCUCGAGUCUUACAGACAUCAACCUGCGCCGCCCAGGGAAUCUGGCUCCAGUGGCGCAACUUCGCGCACCUGGCACAGCUCACAGGGAUCAAAUCCUCCCACAGGCGCUACCUCGCUCUCAACUGUUACAGAACUGCCACCUCCUUUUACAAAUAUAUCACAGGGACCAGCUGCCCCUCCGCCGACAGGAUCACUCCCUGAAUUGCCGCAACGGCCUGGGUCAUCUGCACAAAGCGUACGCAACAGGCGGCUCUCAGGACAGAACCCAAAGCAGCUCAAGAUUGAGACAUCUAAACUUAAUCUUCCUAUCCAACAUGCCAAUGAUUCAGUUCAUGCCAGGUCGGCCCUUGUGGGCAACAACGAAUCAGAGUUACAAACCGAUAUUGAUAUGAAGGCGACGAGUGCACCUUAUAGGCACCCUUCGCCACCGUUGUUCGAGGCCAGUCCAACAGAUACGACCGCAGUUCGACCCGCAGCGUCACCGUUUGGCCAGCUGGGUUCAGAAAAGGGCGACGAUGAUGUUACUGGCUCGCCGACUGCACGCAAAUUGAGAAACAACUUUUCGUCUUCUAGCCUGAGAAGUAUGAAGAGCCGCAACAUGUCUUUAACCCAUCUUGAAGAGAACUCAGAUGUGUCCCCUGGAACUCCCGGAAGCAAUCCUUUUGGAUCUUUGAAUGCUCCGUCAGUUCCAGCAUUACCGACGCCUCUCGCAGCCUCUUUUCGUGAGCGAUCAGAUACGAAUGCAGCCGGGCUUUCUUUGUUUGAGGACUUCUUCCAUUCCCCGACAAGCACAGGGUCGCCAAGUCCUCUUUAUCCCGAUGCUCCAGCUCCUUUAGAACCCUGCCCUACAGAUUUUAUGCUUCGACCUUUUUGGCUCAUGCGAUGCCUUUACCAGACUCUAGCUCAUCCCAAAGGCGGCUACCUCAGCAGCAAGCUUUUCAUUUCUCGGGAUGUUUGGAGAGUGAAAGGAGUAAAGCUCAAGAACGUUGAAGAUAAGGUGGCCAAUUGUGAUUUCCUCACAGCUGCUUUGCUCAAAAUUGCAAGAGUUGAUACCUAUGAUGCUGAUGCCGUUCUGGAAGAGAUGCAGUCUUUGGAAAGUAUCCUCGAGCAGGUCCAAACAGCCCUUACCCGCAAACUUGGCAACGAAGUGGGUGUACAGGGAUCGGGAUCCCUCUUCAAGGACGCAUCUAAUGGCGAUGGCGAUGCAUCUACGGGUGUACCGCGCUCAGCUAGCGUUAGUGGAAAAUCGUCGUUCUCUUGGCGACGCUUGCGGUCCAAGAACUCGGCUGUCGGACUUGGUAGCGCAUACGCAAGCCGUAAUGCUGUUGAUACAAAUAAGGAGAUACCCAGUCUUGCCAGUCUGCCAAUGACACCAAACCCGACAACUCGGCCAACGAAGCGGGAUCUGACACAAGUCGACUUUACGGGACCGAACGCGAUGUAUAUGAGCUCAUUGGCACGCCUGUUUGAUGCAGCUCAAGCUAUUGAUCAAAUAGCCAGACAAGUGGAAGACCCUGGAUUGCGACACGCCGACAAAACCCAAGUUGGGCUUGAGCUUUGCACUCGGCAUGCGGCGGAAUUCUUUGGGUUCUACGUUUGUCGAUUUGUCCUGGCAGACUUGGGACUGUUACUUGACAAGUACCUCAAGCGAGGCAGUGAAUGGGUUCUUACUUGA
Fusarium pseudograminearum CS3096 is the source of this 3843-nucleotide messenger RNA. RefSeq lists its product as uncharacterized. The coding region runs from base 1 to 3843 and encodes 1280 amino acids. NCBI's taxonomy places the organism in Eukaryota, Fungi, Ascomycota, Sordariomycetes, Hypocreales, Nectriaceae. The record is from RefSeq and is a predicted model, not a curated record. The transcript is spliced from 3 exons.